AAGCGAUCUUCUCAUUUGCCAUCCGAAUGAGAACGCGUUAAGAAGUCGUUGGAAGUACGCUGUUGUUUAGUUACAGGACAAAAAUAGGUCAAGAAUCAAGGAGUUAAAUCCUAAAGUUAUCAUUGUUAAUACGAAAUAAGUUAUGUUCCACAUACGAUACGCACGGUUAGACAUGGUUUAUGAUUUAUACUAACUUUUUAAGACAACAAAAACUUACGUUCCACAUACAACCCACAUACGAUCCACAAUGUCAAAUAUGUACCGCAACAUAUUUGCACUUUUUGUGCUUAUGCUAAUAGCAUCCACAAAUGCUGGCGCACAUCGCAAUCGUCGGGAGAAUCGAUCGGAUCGUUUCUUGGCCAGCAUAGGACUCAAAGUUCGGCGAUACAAUCCUCGUCAGUUGGACAGCCACGAUCUGCCAUUAUACACGAAUAUAGAUCGCGAUUUACGACAACUUCUCCUCACCGCUCGGGGCACAACUCUGAACUGGGCUAUGCAGAAUAUCGAGUCUCUCAAUCAACGCAGUAAGCGAGAAGGAAAAAUGCAGAAAGUGGUUCCCAGUCAAGUGUCAUUUCCGUGUCCAUUAAAUAAUACACGUUCACCCAUAGCACCCACAUCGGUAGAGCGAUUGCGACCUGGUGAUAUUGACAUCAUAGCUGCCAUUGGCGACUCACUCUCAGCAGGCAAUGGAAUUAUGUCCACAACUGCGUUUGACAUGCUCAAUGAGUUCCGGGGCCUGGCAUUCUCGGGUGGCGGCAUCGCGGAUUGGCGCACGUACCUCACGUUGCCCAACAUACUGAAGGUCUUCAAUCCGAAACUCUAUGGAUAUGCCACGGGCAACAGUUUGGUUGUGAAUCAUCAGGUUUCGCAUCUGAGCAUUGCCGAACCGAUGAUCAUGUCACGCGAUCUUCUCUAUCAGGCUCGCGUGCUGAUCGAUCUGAUGCGACGUGAUCCACAUGUGGAUUUGCAGCGUCAUUGGAAGCUGCUCACGGUAUUCGUGGGUAACAACGAUCUUUGCUCGGAUAUAUGCUACUGGAACGAUCCGCAGUCGGCGGUCGAUCAGCAUGCACGUGAUUUGCGAAAAGCCUUCCGCCUGCUACGCGACAAUGUGCCCCGCCUGCUGAUCAAUCUCAUUGUCGCGCCCAACAUCCAGCUCACCAUGAGUCGCCUCACAGGCAUCUCCCUGCAAUGCUUUAUGGUGCAUCGCCUCGCCUGCAAUUGUCUGAUAAGCGAUCGUUUGAGUUCGGCACAGCGAAGGCAGCGCCAGGAGACAAUUCACCGCUGGCAGCAGGUGGAUUUGGCGAUCGCACGGCUUCCCGAGUUUCAACGCAAGGAUUUCGCCAUCAUAGCCCAUCCGAUGAUCACCAAUAUGACGACGCCCAUGCUGCCCAAUGGUGAAACCGACUGGCGCUUAUUCUCCCAUGACUGUUUCCACUUCAGUCAGCGGACACAUGCAAUGGUGUCCAAUCUGCUGUGGAACAGCAUGCUCUUACCAGAUGACCAGAAACCAAAACCCAAUGUACUACCCCAGCCAUUUCAAUGGUUUCGUUGUCCCAGCGAAGAUCAACCCUACCUUGUUGUCAGACCAAGUUGAGACCUGCUGAUCAGUUAUCAGUCAGUAGUCCCAUAAUCUUGAUCUUUGGAUAGAGCUGUCUUGUGAUUUGUAUAUUCUUUUAAAGAAGAACAAGCUUGAUUAACAAUGUAAUUAGAAGUAUAGCCAAAGUAAAUUACCGAAUCGAUUUAGUCGCUUAGCAUAAAAAUAUAAAAUAAAAAUAUGCAAAAUAUAA
Messenger RNA from Drosophila innubila, 1787 nucleotides. RefSeq names its product phospholipase B1, membrane-associated-like. Gene Ontology annotation, biological process: phospholipid metabolic process. Bases 248 to 1594 code for a protein of 448 amino acids. The transcript has a single exon. NCBI's taxonomy places the organism in Eukaryota, Metazoa, Arthropoda, Insecta, Diptera, Drosophilidae. Gene Ontology annotation, molecular function: glycerophospholipase activity. The record is from RefSeq and is a predicted model, not a curated record.